Penicillium brasilianum is the source of this 489-nucleotide messenger RNA. NCBI's taxonomy places the organism in Eukaryota, Fungi, Ascomycota, Eurotiomycetes, Eurotiales, Aspergillaceae. The record is from the annotation of a GenBank genome assembly.
AUGACGCUUGCAUUGGUCAAUCAUUCUGUCCAGCAGGGCAGAGAUAAGGAGCAAGGUAUCGCGAUGCUAACAGCAUAUCUUGAACAGCUUCACAGGCUUGCGGCUUCCUAUGCUUUGCUGUUCGAUGAGCGAGACCAGAAGGAUCUUGAUAAAGCUGGCUUUGAAGAUGACUCAAAGCAUGCAAGUAAUACCUCUGUUGCCCAGAGUUUCCUUCUUCGUGUGUUGAUAGUAGCAACUGUUGAAAAUUCUCAAGGUGACGAGGCCAAAAUUGUUGUCGUCUCGCUGGUCAGAAACAAUCCUCAACAAAGAUUUGGCUUUCUCCGCACAAGAAACCGGGUCAAUGUUCUUCAAUGUCGCGCAAAACAUGGCAUGUACCUCAUCGGCAACUCGGAGACCUCCAAUCACAUCAUCAUAUGGGCAAAGGUCAUCGGAUCUUUGCGCGAGGAAGGAAACAGUGGAGAAAAUCGGGAAAUUCAAUCCUCCUGCUAA